CAGCGCAAGAGCGUGUAGCAUGGCUGGCUAGCAGCUCAAAAGAUCUCGUCUUGUCUUUAGUGCGGCAACAAGGACAAUUGGUCGAGUGUAAUAAUUCUACGAAGUGGCGAGGAGGACGGUGAACAUGUCAGAAGUGAAAGUGAAGAUGGAAACGAACGUUUGUGAGCCCGCCGAAGUUGAAAACAGGAUCAAGGCACUGUGUCAGCAGUUUCCUCACGGCAUCACGGACGAGGUGAUCCAGAACGACAUGCCUCAUUUGGAACCUCAGCAGAGAGCCAUGGCCAUCAACAAACUGCUCUCAUUGGGUCUGCUGGAUCUUCUGAGGAACAGCAGCGGUCUCCUCUACAGGCUGAAGGACACGCAGAGUGCCAGCAAGAUGAAAGGUUCAGACAAUCAGGAGAAGCUUGUCUACCAGAUCAUUGAAGACGCCGCCAACAAAGGCAUCUGGAGUCGAGACAUCCGCUUCAAGAGCAACCUUCCUCUGACUGAGAUCAACAAGAUCCUCAAGAACCUGGAGAGCAAAAAACUCAUCAAAGCUGUCAAGUCUGUGGCGGCAUCCAAGAAGAAAGUGUACAUGUUGUACAACGUUCAGCCCGACCGCUCGGUGACCGGCGGCGCCUGGUACAGCGACCAGGACUUUGAGUCGGAGUUCGUGGAGGUUUUGAACCAGCAGUGCUUCAAGUUCCUGCACAGCAAGGCGGAGUCUGCACAGGACAGCAAGCAGAGUCCGAUGCUCCAGAGGAACAGUUCCUUCGCCACCUCGCAUGAAGUCUGGAAGUACAUCUGCGAGCUAGGCAUCAGCAAGGUGGACCUGUCCAUGGAUGACAUCGAGACCAUCCUGGACACGCUGGUGUACGACGGCAAGGUGGAGAUGAAUGUGAUGGCAGCCAAGGAGGGCACGCUGGGCAGCGUGGACGGACGCAUCAAACUGUACCGCGCCGUCAAUGUCGUCGUCGCGCCCACCGGCCUGGUCAAGACGCCUUGCGGACUCUGCCCGGUUUUCGACGACUGUCACGAAGGCGGCGAGAUCUCGCCGUCCAACUGCAUCUACUUGGAUCAAUGGCUCGAUUUCUGACACUGACGUCGUCACUGAUUCCCACAACAAGUUUCUAUAAUUCAUGUUUUUUUGAACAGCAUGUCAAUUGCAUUCUGGGUAACGACAUGCAAUGUAGCACUUUCCUAUCUUCAAUAAAGUCAUCCAUGCGCCA
This is a messenger RNA of Phycodurus eques (leafy seadragon), 1208 nucleotides long. RefSeq names its product polymerase (RNA) III (DNA directed) polypeptide F (gene polr3f). The transcript is spliced from 9 exons. Gene Ontology annotation, biological process: transcription by RNA polymerase III. Gene Ontology annotation, cellular component: RNA polymerase III complex. Lineage: Eukaryota; Metazoa; Chordata; Actinopteri; Syngnathiformes; Syngnathidae. Bases 125 to 1075 code for a protein of 316 amino acids. The record is from RefSeq and is a predicted model, not a curated record.